This is a messenger RNA of Saccostrea cuccullata (small rock oyster), 1205 nucleotides long. RefSeq names its product homeobox protein SMOX-3-like. Gene Ontology annotation, molecular function: DNA-binding transcription factor activity, RNA polymerase II-specific; RNA polymerase II transcription regulatory region sequence-specific DNA binding. NCBI's taxonomy places the organism in Eukaryota, Metazoa, Mollusca, Bivalvia, Ostreida, Ostreidae. The coding region runs from base 1 to 1170 and encodes 389 amino acids. Gene Ontology annotation, biological process: regulation of transcription by RNA polymerase II. The record is from RefSeq and is a predicted model, not a curated record. The transcript is spliced from 6 exons.
AUGAUCACACAACAUCAACGCCUUUCCAAACAGAUUAGCAGCUCAAAAUACGAUCUUAGAGUGUUUGGUUGGGCUAUGCAGCCAUACAACAGUCAUAUGGUUUUCCCGCCACGGCCACCAUUUUUGAGCCUGCACAACCCUUUAACUUACCCCUUUCAGUCACACUCUGCUCUUUUUCCUUUCCAUGGAACACCAUACGCAUUACCACCAUCUGUGUCAUUUGCUGACAAACUUGCUGAGUUUCUGAUUGUUACAGCAGAUUUGCUUUUUGAGGCAAGAUUUGGUUGUCAAAGGAAGCAGCGGCGAUGCCGAACAGCAUUCACGAACCAACAGUUGUCCACAUUAGAAAAGACGUUCGCUAAAACACAUUAUCCGGACGUCGUUAUGAGAGAGAGGCUGGCAAUGAUGACAAAUCUCCCAGAAGCCAGAAUUCAAGUGUGGUUUAAGAAUAGAAGAGCCAAAUUUAGGAAAAAGCAGAAAACUGCACCUGUUACAGAGCAGAGCAAACACCUAGAAGAUGUCGAAACGGAGUCACGUGAUCAUUCAGGUAAUGUCGAAACGCAGUCACGUGAACAGACAGGUGAGAUAGAGGUAGAUGCAGAUGCUUCUACAGAGACUGGUACUAAUUCAGACCAAGAAACGACAGAAGUCAUUGUGGAUGUCGUGAAUGAUGAAGAUGAUUCGUGUGAGAAAGAGACAGAACUUAAAUCUGGACUAGAAAAUGAAGAAUCAAUAGUAAACAACAGUAAUGGCUCUGAUCAUUCGCCUGUUAUUAAAAAAUCCGAAUUACGAAACAAGGAUGACGAAAGGGAAAACAAUCAUCGCAGAGAUGAAACAAUGUCACAUAAAAUGUCACCACAUGUUGGAGAACAAACUGGAAAAGAAAAAGUAACAUUCCCAUCUCCAACUGCGUUACCGCCAUUCCAAAUAUUUAAUAAUCAGAGACACUUAGGUAUCCCUCCGCCACACAACUUUGGAUUGCCUUUCUGUGUGCCUGAAGAAACCUUUCCAUCUUUGUUCCGCAAAUCCACAAGUUUCAGUAACGAUCUACCCAUGUCCUUCGGAAUCUACAAGAGGGAUGGCGUUGGAUCGGAUCCUCAUUUUAGCAGUAGUAUUGAAAGUCUCCGGUCGAGAGCAAAAAUGUUUUAUGAAUCUAUUGGCAAAAUGUAAAAUGGUGAAAAAUUUUCGUCUGAUUAAAACUGUGU